This is a messenger RNA of Phytophthora sojae, 792 nucleotides long. RefSeq lists its product as hypothetical. The coding region runs from base 1 to 792 and encodes 263 amino acids. NCBI's taxonomy places the organism in Eukaryota, Oomycota, Peronosporomycetes, Peronosporales, Peronosporaceae. The record is from RefSeq and is a predicted model, not a curated record. The transcript has 2 exons.
AUGAAGUGUCCCUUUUUGGGUGGAGUUGGAGGAGGGAGACUUGGUCAACGAUUUGAUAAGAGGCAUAAGCCGCUCGCUAUCACGUGUGAUGCCAACCAGCUGCAGCUCUUCCUGAAGAAGAAGGAGGGCGACGUGGAGGACGGCGCGUGGCUGACGGAGAAUGAAGUAGUUUCUCGUGAGUGGAUCGAUUGGAAACGCGUUGGGAUCCGCUGUCGAGUUAACCGUCUGGCGGCGUCGUAUCUUGGGUAUUAUGAUGCUGAACUUGGAGACAAAGCGCUGUGGUAUGAUGGAGCGUUGUUGCGGAUCCACGUUGUAUUCAAGCAAGGUGUAGAGGCAUGCUUUGAAAUUGAAAACGAAUUGCAGAAUGAGGGUUUUAUUACGGGUUCCCCACUCUAUGGCCACGAGAUUUUGACGAAUGUAGCCCCACUUACUCGCGAGUUUAUCGACCUUCGGCGCAUCUUAACUCAGCGUUAUGAUCCAGAUGAGCCCGAAUCUCCUAACGCGACUAUGUCGUUUCCUUUGAACAGCGCCUUGCUUGUUGACACGGCAACUGAUGGAUUCAAGUAUCAGCGUAUUGAGAGUGAAGAGGUGUUUAUGCAUUUGGGGAAGACCUGGGGCUGUCAAUCGAUGUCAGUAGAUGAAUGCCGCAGACGUGAAGACUGGAAAAAGUACGGCAACGACCAGAGCAACCGUCUAGCGCUUUCGACAGUCAUGCGCGCCCGGUACGACGGCCGUUUUUAUGCUGUGUCGCUGAUGAAUAAUUCGGUCGACUCCGUGUCUGAGGUCCGGUAG